UCAACCUCUCAAUUCCCCCAUCAUUAAUGGCUUCCAAAACCCUUUUCUUCAUGAUUUUCUUGAUUCUCCGCCUCACAAACACUCUCUCUCUCAAUCUACCCACCUCCACCAUUUCAGCUGCGCCCUCAUUGCUCCCCUUUCCCCCUUCAUCUUCGCCGCCGGCCUUAUCUCCCGACAUUACUCCGCUGUUUCCGUCGCCCGGCGGCUCUGAGCUUGCUCCAUCUGAUUCUUCACUCCCCACUAUCCCUUCAAGCCCCAGCCCUCCAAACCCGGACGAGAUUCUAGCUCCUGGUCCUCUAAUGGCGGCUCUUUCACCCUCUGGGUCAUUGCCAGUUUCACCCUCUGUUUCUCUUCAUGCACCGCUCAUCAUGGUUCUUGCUCUCAUGGCAUUACACUCUGCUCUAUAAAACCGCCUUCAAUCGUAUGUGAGUGGUGUACUCGGUUUCGGUAUUCAAUAUAUAGAUUAUAAUUGUAUCUGUAUAUUUUUCUUCUUUUCAAGUAUAUAUAGCUCUGCUUUGAUUUGUAAUUUUGUACCUACAAGAUUUGCUUUAGGAUUGUUUCUCAGUUUUUCAUAUGUGCAUUAGUUGGCCACUGAUGGUAUAUUAUGAUU
This is a messenger RNA of Ipomoea triloba (trilobed morning glory), 610 nucleotides long. RefSeq names its product classical arabinogalactan protein 26. The transcript has a single exon. Lineage: Eukaryota; Viridiplantae; Streptophyta; Magnoliopsida; Solanales; Convolvulaceae. The record is from RefSeq and is a predicted model, not a curated record. Bases 27 to 407 code for a protein of 126 amino acids.